This is a messenger RNA of Amaranthus tricolor (Joseph's coat), 2487 nucleotides long. Its product is annotated as serine hydroxymethyltransferase 4. Gene Ontology annotation, molecular function: serine binding; pyridoxal phosphate binding; glycine hydroxymethyltransferase activity. The transcript is spliced from 4 exons. The coding region runs from base 179 to 1594 and encodes 471 amino acids. Gene Ontology annotation, biological process: folic acid metabolic process; L-serine catabolic process; tetrahydrofolate interconversion. Lineage: Eukaryota; Viridiplantae; Streptophyta; Magnoliopsida; Caryophyllales; Amaranthaceae. The record is from RefSeq and is a predicted model, not a curated record. Gene Ontology annotation, cellular component: cytoplasm.
CAAAUCUCAUAUUGCCAAAAUGACAUAAAAAUCCUUCACCUCUCGAUUCCUCCUUUAAAUCUCAUCCUCAUUUCUCAAACACCUUGUGUGCAUUCGUUCUCUCCUCUCUUUCACCCCCAAUUUCUCUUCGUCUUCCCUCACCUGUGCAAACCCACUUCCUACUAUCUCCUCCAUAACCAUGGAUCCUGUUAAUGUUUGGGGAAACUCUUCCCUUGAAGAGGUAGACCCAGAAAUCCAUGACCUUAUUGAGAAGGAAAAACGUCGCCAAUGUAGAGGAAUUGAGCUGAUUGCCUCUGAAAAUUUCACAUCAUUUGCUGUUAUUCAAGCUUUAGGAAGUGCUCUUACCAAUAAAUACUCAGAGGGUAUGCCUGGAAAUCGUUAUUAUGGUGGUAAUGAGCAUAUAGAUGUAAUUGAAAACUUGUGUAGAUCAAGGGCAUUAGAAUGUUACAGACUUGAUCCAGAGAAAUGGGGUGUUAAUGUACAACCAUAUUCUGGAAGUCCUGCAAAUUUUGCUGCAUAUACUGCAGUUUUAAACCCACAUGAUAGAAUUAUGGGACUUGAUCUACCAUCAGGUGGGCAUUUAACACAUGGAUAUUAUACUGCUGGUGGGAAAAAAAUUUCUGCAACAUCAAUUUACUUUGAAAGUUUGCCUUAUAAGGUGAAUUUUCAAACUGGGUACAUUGAUUAUGAUAAGCUAGAGGAGAAAGCUAUGGAUUUUAGGCCAAAAAUGAUCAUUUGUGGUGGAAGUGCUUACCCUAGGGAUUGGGAUUAUGCUCGUUUUAGGGCUAUUGCUGAUAAGUGUGGUGCCCUUUUGCUAUGUGAUAUGGCUCACAUUAGUGGCCUUGUUGCUGCUCAGGAAGCUGCAAGUCCUUUUGAGUAUUGUGACAUUGUUACAACAACUACUCACAAGAGUCUUAGAGGUCCAAGGGCUGGCAUGAUCUUCUACCGCAAGGGUCCGAAACCACCAAAGAAGGGCCAACCCGAGGAUGCUGUGUACGACUUUGAAGACAAGAUCAACUUUGCCGUUUUCCCCUCCCUUCAAGGUGGUCCUCACAACCACCAGAUUGGAGCAUUGGCGGUUGCUCUGAAACAGGCAAUGUCUCCCGGGUUUAAGGCCUAUGCAAAGCAAGUUAGGGCAAAUGCUGUUGCGAUUGGAAAUUAUCUGAUGAGCAAAGGUUACAGCAUUGUUACUAGCGGAACUGAGAACCACCUUGUCCUUUGGGAUCUUCGUCCUCUAGGAUUGACAGGAAACAAGGUGGAGAAGCUAUGUGAUCUUUGCAACAUCACUGUUAACAAGAAUGCUGUUUUUGGUGACAGCAGUGCUUUGGCUCCCGGAGGUGUUCGAAUUGGUACCCCUGCCAUGACAUCAAGAGGGUUGGUCGAGAAGGAUUUCGAGCAGAUCGGUGAGUUUCUCCAUAGAGCCGUCACCAUCACAUUGAACAUCCAAAAGGAGUUUGGUAAACUCCUCAAGGACUUCAACAAAGGUUUGGUGAACAACAAGGAGAUUGAAACACUCAAGGCCGAUGUCGAGAAAUUCGCAUCCUCAUAUGACAUGCCUGGUUUCUUGAUGUCUGAGUUAAAGUACAAGGACUAACUUCUUUUGUGUCGCAUCACUCGUGCAAGAAAACUGCUGUUGAUUUUGAUUUAGUUUUUUUUUUUUUUUUUUUUUUUUUUUUUUUUUAAUAUAAUUUCUUAAAAAGGAAGUUAUUAGAAUAUGCAAUUCAAGGGAAAAAGGUUGGAAAAUUACUCAUUCCAGCAGGUGUAUUGUUUUUGCUUUUUUUACACUUUUUAUGUGGAAAUCAAUUAAGCAGUUUUCUGAUGGUAAUUGUCAAAUUUUAUAUUUUAUAUUGAAUAAUAAGCAACGUAAUAUUCCUUAUUUCAUUCUCUCCUUCAGUGAUUCAAUCUGUCAAUUUUAAUUUUAGUUUUUAACCGCCAUCUUUUUUUCUCUAUUGGAUCUCUAUCAGCAACUUGAGAAUCCUGGUUUGGUCUACAAUCCGGGUUUGAUUAUCAUUACCUACAAGAAGAUCAAUUACCCAUCCAAGUACCAAUGUUGGUUGCUGGGCACAAUGUUACUGAUGGGUUUGCCUCAGAAUUCCGGAACUUUCUCUCUUAGGCAUUAUUCCGAGAACCCUAACUACCAACUGCUCUGGAGGUUUGCUGUUCAUAUAACAUGUAUCUUGAUUAAUUUUGUAAAUCAAUAUAUGUAAUCAACAAAGAUUUUGCCUUUGUUUUGCAUUGUUACAUAACUAGGGUUUGUUCAAGAAUCGUAAGUAGAGAAAAGGGUAAAAUUUUUGGUAGUUUACAAUUUCAUUCGUUUUGUUAUCAUUUUUGCAAAGAACUUCCCCAUUUUCGUUGGAUUGCUGGGAAACUAUGAUUUCAAUGGGUUGUUUGAAGCAUCGUGCAAUGAAUUAUGGAGGCUGGAUUGUGUAUUCCUGAACAACCGAGGAGGCAAGGGUAGCUCCAUUGCAGAAUUUGGUAGGACUGUUU